AUGAUAUAUGGUGACAUUCUUAAAUAUGGACAGGCCAUACUAAAGAAGUAUACAAAGUCCAAGAGAUGCCUGUUGUACUUAAUCCUUUUUAGACUGAUUAACUGUUUAGUUGUUCGAACAUCCUUUUUUCCAGAUGAGUAUGCUCAGUCUAUCGAAAUUUCUCAUUAUUGGGUUUUUGGUUAUGGACAUAAACCCUGGGAAUGGGAAUCCUGUAUAUCUUUGCGCUCUGUUGUUCACCCCUUUACGUAUGCCAUUUUAUUUUAUCUUUUGAAAAUCACCAAAUUGGACACCCCCCUUGCGGUUCUAUACGCCCCAAGGAUUUUUCAGGGGCUUUGUGCGGCGCUCGGCGAUUAUGGGAUGAUCAAGUUGGUUACGCUUUGGUAUGCGCAGUUGUACAGAGGGGUAGACGACAGCGAUGUGGGUAGUCAAGUGGAUAACCGUGUAAGUAGCGCAAGAGGACUGCUGCUCCCAGUGCAUGCAAUCCUAACCUGCUACUUCCUCUUCUGGUUCCACUUUUACACGAUUUGCAGAACAUCUUCUCAGUCAUUCGAGUGUAUACUGAAUAUAUGGGGGGUAUAUUUCAUCUCCAGAAACUACUUCCCCUUUGUUCCCACCAAGGGGGAAAUAGCCCUUCUCUGUUUGAGUGAAAGCGUGAAGGAUAAACAGAACAACCAAUCGAAAGGAGUAACAACUGUUGUGCGUAGAGCCGUUCUUCCCAUGGAUGAAAGAUUAGUGCAAAAGUGCAACCAUCCCAGUAGUAUCAUCCGUAGUGAUGCUGUAAGGACAUGUUCCCCUUCUGAUGAAGAAGAAAAUGGAAGGAUUCUACACAGCGGAAGAGGGGAAGAGACAUAUAAUCAGGGUGAUACUUCCACAACUGGGUAUUACCCAAUACUUCAAUGUGACGAUCACAAGAUCCCCACAUCAGUAGACAAAUUCAAAACCGUACAGACACAAAAUCUUCUUUUAAGCCUAUUGUGCAGCUCCUUCUGUGUUCUAAUCAGACCGAACGCCGCCCCAUUUUGGCUAUGCAUAUAUUUCCUCUACUUGGUGAAAUGCGCCAAAGGGCACAAGACAUCUCUGCAAAUGGAGGAAGUGCUCAAAAUUGGAAUAGUGUAUACGCUGGUAUUUUUUCUCCUGGGAAUGGUAGCAGAUUCGUAUUAUUACAAGAAAAUAACCAUCACAUUUUUGAAUUUUUUUCUAUAUAAUUUUGUAAGUGGUCAAAACAGUUACUUUGGAGAGCACCCUAUCCACUUUUACCUGUCCUGUGUCAUUCCAUCCAUAUACCUUCUCUUUACCCCAUUUACAUACUACACUGUUUUCUACUUAAUGAGAAAUGUAACAAGAGAAAGAAGAAGCCCACUUGAUGCAGUCAUCAACAGAAUAGAUUACAGUGUCUAUAUGGCUACUCUUUUGGAAAUCCUAUCCUUAUCACUUAGUGUUCAUAAGGAGCACAAACUUCUCAUCGGUUAUAUGCCCUUCAUCACAAUAUGUACUGGUUUGGGGAUACACAAAUGUUGGAUGUAUGUACAGGAGGCGACAAGAAAAAAAAAAAAAAAAUUUUUUUUUUUUUUCCUAAAUAUAGGUUUUCUUCUUCAUAUGAUGUGCACUUUCUUCUUCAGUAGAGUGCAUAACAGUUCUGCAGAAAAAGUUGCCACCUACUUUCGAAACCUUAAAACAGUUAAUGAUAAGGAGGUGACGAUUUUGAUGACUGACUGCUAUGACACCCCACUGUAUUCUCACAUUCAUAGACAAUUUAAAAUAGGCUUCUUAGACUGUUCACCACAUAUUAGAAAACAAAAUGGGCAUAUCUUACAAAACUGGAGAAAGAAAAUAUAUGAUAAUAAUUUUGGAAAUGUUUUUUAUGACCUAUUUGAUGAGACAAAAAGGACGCCGGAGUCGGUUCAACCAUAUAUAAUACCAGACAAGAAUUUCCACUGGUUUGGCCACAAAAAUUUUAACAGACGAAAGCAUUUCAAAUGGGUUUACGAGAAAAUUAACUUUUCCUGUUUGCAUUACCGUUUUUCUGUACCCCUUAAUGGAGAUCUCCCUCUUUACUUGGUCACCACUUCGGACCGGCUAUCCCAUUUGGCACCGUUUCUAUCCCAGUUUAACUAUCACCUUGAUGUGGACCCCAUUUUUUCCCACUAUACAGUGGUACAGGGGGGCAUGAAGCUGGGCGUCGUUAACCAUUUGAUUUUUAAGCGGGGCUCUACGUAG
Messenger RNA from Plasmodium knowlesi strain H, 2217 nucleotides. Its product is annotated as GPI mannosyltransferase 3, putative. The coding region runs from base 1 to 2217 and encodes 738 amino acids. Gene Ontology annotation, molecular function: alpha-1,2-mannosyltransferase activity. The record is from RefSeq and is a predicted model, not a curated record. Lineage: Eukaryota; Apicomplexa; Aconoidasida; Haemosporida; Plasmodiidae. Gene Ontology annotation, biological process: GPI anchor biosynthetic process. Gene Ontology annotation, cellular component: endoplasmic reticulum membrane. The transcript has a single exon.